AUGUCACCAACUUGCUAUCCUUCUGGCCCUUUAGAGGUGCUUGAAACAACCACGCCGGAAGUCUCCUACACGUACCGACAGUGCCGGGAACAAGUCGUUCCUCACACGAGCGUGAUGGACAGUUACGCUCACUACAACCAUAACGCGUUCCGGCAGCGAUCACAGUCGUACGAAGCCGGAGCGGAACAAGCGUCGCAAUUGGCCAACUCUGCGGGAACAAAUCCAUCCGCAUCGUCCUAUAGUCCGUGUCACGAGAACUACAACCCCGUACUAGGGCCUUCACCCACACACCAUCCAAUGCAUGCACCCGCUACACCACGGGACACGCAUCAUCGUCAUCGUGCCUCGUACAGCCCUGCUGAGAAUGCUGGCAACACCAAUCAUUCGCAGCACAAUCCUUUGCGCUAUAUGGCCAACUACGAAGCCUCGCACCACCACCAACAACAACAACAAGCCGCGGCAAAUCAAGCCAUGGUGCAUCUAUUUGCGGCAGCUACACCACACAACACCUAUGGUGUACCAGUCCCUGGUCUGCACCACACACAGCAACACUUUCAAAAUCAGCAGAAUCUGGCGACGGUUGCAGCCACCGCUGCGCUAAAUGCAAACGGCAACAAUAGUAAUCCAUCGUCCUACGAGACGCUAGCGCAAACGGCCCCGGCUCCUUUACACCAACGGCACUCGAGUCUGGAUGAGCUUCUCUUGUUAUCACCCUCGCUAUUGGCGGAUGUCGGUUUGGAACCGUUGCCGGCAGCCGUCAGUCAUACCAAUUCAAUUAGUUCCGGAUCGAAUGGCUCGGGCAACAGUCUCGCAUCGGUGGCUUUUAAUCCGAGAAGGAAUCCUGGUACUCACAGUCAAUCGCAUGCGCGAUCAGAGCCGCUGGAUCUCUACCGGGACAAUUUUGCGCUUCCUCCGCCAUCUCAAACGGUUUCGUCUCACCAGUCAUCCCCAAGUACACGGCAUUUGUUCCAACCCCCAGUCGCUGCCGUGUCGGAAACGUACAGCAAUCCACAGGAGUCUUUUUUAGAUGAGCUUACCUUGCAAGUUCCGGGCCUGUCACUCGAACCAAUACCCGGUCGGGACGUCUUGGAACGGCUCCGAACCAACAUGAACGAUGUACUCACGCGAUACAUACCGUGUGUCGAUUUUCUGGUGCAGUGUCAACAAGACUUGCGCAAAGGCUUGGCAGCCGCAACGAGCAAAGUACGGAAGGGUUCGCGACACGUUGAUAGGAUGACCGCACGCCAAUUCUACGGCACGUUCGUCGAAUCUUUGCCGGGGAAAUUUUAUUUAAAGAAUCAGUACAUAAUGGAAAAUGCCGCCCUGCAAACGGCAACGCAAGGCUUGCAGAAACUUAAAUCGGAUGCCAAAGCGUCCGAGAGACAAGGUUGUGAAGCCAUCAAGAAUUGUUUUCUCGGUGGCAUGAAAGAAGGAGAGUCUUGGGGAUUGCGCAAAUGGUUGUCGCAAAACGGAAACGCCUUGAGGAUAUGUACCGACUUGGAGUGCAUACUCAAAGCAAUGCAGAAUUUGGACAAAACAGCGUCAAUCACGAUUCAACUGGCGGAAUUACUGCGACCUAUAGCGCAGCGUGCAUUGGAUCGGUUAAAAGCGGACGUACCUGCCUCCUACCAAGAGCGAAGUGCGGCCCAUCCGUAUCUCCCCUUUUUUCACAGGCUUGAAGCAGCCCUCCGGGGGGUGGCCACUUUCGAUCCUACCGAAGAUGAUGUCAUUUGCGUGGAUGAUUCGGACGACGAAAACGAUGCGGACGAAGUUUUGGAUGUGACGAUUCAGCCGUUAGCGCCCCCACGAUCCCGAUCAAAGGUGCCUGCAGUCGAGGUAACCACCCAGCACUGGCUCACUGGCUUUGAGAGUAAAAAACGAAAAGCCGACUCUUCGGAAGACGAAACGGAAUCUCAAAUACCGGCGAAGCGGUUUACCCGUGUUCUCAAGAUUUCCGACAGAAGUGAGGAAUCUGCUAGCGUUGGGGAAGGACAGCUUUCGUUUAAAGAUGACGGCGAUAAUUUCAGCUCGUCGGGAGAAUCAGACAACGAAAGUGUGGUCGAAGUUGUUGGUGUUCAACCCGCGCAGAGCGAAGUCAAUAAUCGCAAUCGGACACUAUCCAGAACGGAUGAUUGGGUCUGCUCGUCUUGCUCUAUAUUGAACGCUCCCAGCGACAGUAAUUGUUUGGCAUGUGGAGACGAGAAUUACAUGAAAGAUCUGGUCUUUUUCAAGACGUUGGGGGAACCAAUCAACGUGAAGACUGGAUUACCAGCUUCGAAAGUCGCUCAGCAACGAAAGGAACUGAUACACGACAUGGCAAUAUCCCGCGAGAUAUGGCCUGCAAUGACAGAGGACCAAAUGCAAGAGGCCGCGAGUUUAGCAUAUACAAUGGCGGAUUCUUUGGACCAGCUGGCCGUCGUUUUCGAAGAGGGUCAGAUGCUUAGUGUUCGGCCGCCGAAUAUUACGGUGGUGGGCUUUUGGGACGGUGAUCGGUACGGCAGUGCACUCCGACUUUUGGGAGAAAUUUUACGCAAGUCGGAGGCGAUCUUCUUCCUGGAUCGCGUCGACGAAGAUUAUCUUAUUUCGCGAGGUCUUAGACCCUACUCACAUGUCAUCAAGCAUCCACUAUCCUUUCGAGACAUUGUUGGCGCUUUGGUAGAAUUCCCAGAGGAAAUGAAUACAAACCCGUCGUACAGUAAUGGCCAUCUGCCCGUACGAGGCUUGGCAUCUUGGAACAUGUGGAAAGGAGCCGACUUGCUCCAAGCUAUCGACUUAGUCUUUUUGAAUUGUUUGGCAUAUGGAAAGGCUGUCGUCGAGGUGCUAUCGUGCGGCAACAUGUGGGUACUGAGAGUGGACGCAGAAAGCUAUACACGCCGACACGACGAUCAGAAACGAGUGGGUUUGUGGUUUACAAGAUAAAGGAGAGAUAGCAUAUUGUUUUUGCGGGAUGACGAGAUUUGUGUCAAGCGUCGUAGUAAUACAGAAUAGCCCCAGAACCUACGUCACGGUUGUUAA
This is a messenger RNA of Phaeodactylum tricornutum CCAP 1055/1, 3015 nucleotides long. RefSeq lists its product with no specific name. The transcript is spliced from 3 exons. Lineage: Eukaryota; Bacillariophyta; Bacillariophyceae; Surirellales; Neidiaceae. The record is from RefSeq and is a predicted model, not a curated record. Bases 1 to 2919 code for a protein of 972 amino acids.